AUGGAGGUGGAGGAGGAGGGAAGACGCUCUCCACACAAUCGUGGGGAAGCGUGUGUUCGCGAUCUCGAACAUGAGCGGGACAGGCGUCUCCAACUGGCGGACACUGUCUCGAAGCAUCGAGCUGAGUUUGCCUAUGCUCAGCUUGGGAACGAGAGAGCUCUGAGGUAUCUUCGUGACGAGCUAAGGGUAGCUCGUGGGAUUGUUGAUCGGUCUCGGGCUGAGAUAACUGCUCUUCAGACCCUUGUUGAUAUCCACCAUCGGGAGCACAAGGCUCUCUGCGAGAUGCUUACGCGCAAGGGUGUUCUUCAUCGGAAGAAACAGCGUACUGAUGGUACGGCUUAA
Peronospora matthiolae is the source of this 342-nucleotide messenger RNA. The record is from the annotation of a GenBank genome assembly. Lineage: Eukaryota; Oomycota; Peronosporomycetes; Peronosporales; Peronosporaceae.